Equus caballus (horse) is the source of this 15191-nucleotide messenger RNA. The record is from RefSeq and is a predicted model, not a curated record. NCBI's taxonomy places the organism in Eukaryota, Metazoa, Chordata, Mammalia, Perissodactyla, Equidae.
ACACCUGAAAUUUAUAUAAUGUUAUGAGCCAAUGUUACCUCAAUAAAAUCUAGGUGGAAAGAAAAUGAUCAAUAUUAUCCUCUUUGCAUAAUUGUUGAGGUAGAACUAAGUUGAGCCAUGUACUAGCUGCAUAAAUAGCAAGGCCUCAGCAGCUAGAAAUGGCCCAACCAGAAUGUUGGCUGGCAAGACAAUGGGGGCAACCAAUAAAACAGGUCCAGGGUCAUGUCCAAGCUAGAGAGUUUCAGAGAGCUCCUCCAUCUGUGAUACAAAUCACAUCAUCAACAAAGCUUGCAAACAGUAUGGAUCACCUGUGGCUAAACUUAAGGCUGUGCUGAAAGUCUAGCAAGAAAAGAAUUUAAUUCGCAUGUCCCAGGUGCUUUGGUUUUCACACCCAUGCCUCAAGCUGAAAUUUUAAUAUGAAAGUGUGACUAUUUGAAAGUAAUACUAAAGUGUUGCCACUGGGGGCGUGUUCACAAGAAACAGGCACAGCCUGAGAACCAUGAUCUGCAAAGCUGUGGGAACUGUUCUUCCUCAAGUCGACACUUGGGGCAUUUUUGGACACACUCAACAAGUACAGCUGCGUUCAGCAGGUGGCCCAUGAUUUAGCGUAUUCCCACUGUGUGCCCAACUGUAGAUUCAGCAGAUGGAUGUCAUUGUAAAUGUGACUCUUUCUGAUGGGUUGCUCUAACCUUUGGUUCAUUUAAUCUGGUUCUUGGUCAUCACUAAGGGCUCAGGCUGCUGUUACAAGACAGAGGCACCUUAGUAAGUACUAGAAGAGCCCACAAAUCUCUCUUCUCAAAUGAGCUUUAGCACAGCGGGCUCAGUGUUCCCUUUGCAGAUUCACACCAAGCCCCUGGAAGUUCCUGAGACACAGGGCAAUUAAAAUGGAUCUCUUUUUCAGACCUCUGUGUCUUGUACUCUCUAAGCUCUAUGCAAACAUAAUUUUGUAGGUCUAAAAGUAAGUGAAUUGUAUUGCACUGGAAAAAUUAUUACAUGUCUUAAUCAAAAAGGAUUUAAAGGUGCCAGUUGCAGGUACUCUGCCAGUAAUCACGCAGUCCUCCAAGGAUUAGGCCUUAAGUGUCUUCUGCCCGAUUUAUGCACCUUCCAUCAGAAAAUGGAUCUUAACUCAUACCCUGUUUUGGAGAAACAUUAAUUAAACAUUUACCUAGAAAAAAAUUGUGUUUGUCUCCUUAGAACUUUUUUUCUUGAGAAGGGAUGUUUUGGAUGGCUCAUAUUUGUUUAAAAAGACUAUCCAUGGAAGUUUCCUAAAAUAAAAGUUAUUGUGGCAAAUACUUUCACAAUCAUUCAUAGAGUAGAGCUGGAAAUGUAGACACGAGGGAACCUCAGUUCAGAGGGGUGAGGUUCAGUGGACAGAACAUGGCGCUUGGGUUUAGGACCUUGAAUAAGCCAAUGUUCAGACUCAGUUUCUUAAUCUGAAAAAUAGGGCAAAGGAAAUCUGCUUAUAGCACAGUGUUGUCCUGAGGGAAGACUAAUUAAAAUACUAAAUGGGGAGAAGCUUUGUAAAUGGCAAAGUGCUAUUCAAAUGUGAGGAAUUACUAGUAUUAUCAUCACCGUCCAAGGUCCUACAGCUUACAGCUAGCUACUCAGUUUGUCUAAAUACAUAAAUAAGAAAUAAUGCACUUAUAUAUUUCCCCACUAGAUGGCAGGCGAGCCACUUGAUAAAAUGCUGACCGGCUUAGCAAUCUAAAAACCACAGUAAAACUUUGGUUUGUGAGGCGGUGCAGCAAUGGACAAAAGGUGAAUUAGAAAGCUCGAAAGCAGAGACAGCCCGUAUUGUUAAAACAAAUCUCAUUCAAAUGCCAUUGGUUUGCAAUUUACCAAAAUUCUGUGUCUAUGAAAACAUAGUCUUUUGACUAUGAGAAAAAGGACAGCUAAGCAGCAAAUACUUUCCGCAAAUAAUGAAAAUAUUUGGCCCACUCAGAGUUAUAGUUAACAGACUUAAUGAUUAUUUAUAACCCCACUUUAUAGGUAAUAGUUUCAUUUAUAUCAGGGGUCAACAAACUGCUUCUGUAAAGAGCCAGAGAGUAAAUAUUUCCGGCUUUGCAGGUUGAUCCAUCUCUUAUGCAAUGCCUCAUCUUUGCCGUUGUAGGCUGAAAAGAAUAAGAAAGGCCUGAGAGAAUACGAAAAUGAGUGGGCAUGGCUGGGUUACAAUAAAAUUUUAUUUAUGGAUACUGAAAUUUGAAAUUUAUAUAACUUUCACUUGCCACAAAAUAUUAUUCUUCUUUUGAUUCUUUGCAACCAUUUAAAAAUGUAAAAACCAUUCUUAGCUCAGAAACCAUACAAACAAUGGCCACAGACCUGAUUUACCCCCAGGGAGGAGCUUUCAGAUCCUUGGAUUAAUACCCUUAAUAGCCAGAUUGACAAUCUCCUCAAUUAAUAUAAAUACAUUUUUAAUGCUUUCAUAAUAUUUCAAUGUGGCUAUCAUUUUUUGAGUGUGUGAAUUACUAAGAAUCCUUGUGACGUUUUUUGCCUACUUCUCAAUAUUGACUAUGUCUUGUUUGUUAGACUAUAAACAAAAGAGUUCAAGCAGUGGUUGCAUUGUUGUUAGAGUUGCCAGAAAAAACAGGACACCCGGUUAAAACUGAAUUUCAGUUAAAUGAAUAUGUUAAAAGUAUAAGUGUGUCCCAUAUAUUGCAUAGAACAUACUUCUACUAAAAAAUUAUUUGUUGUUUAUCUGAGAUUCAAUUUUAACCCUGUGACCUGUGUUUUUAUUUGCUAAAUUUGGCAUUGGUUCUUGUACUUAGGAACUUUGCCCAUUACUCAUUUACCAAGGCCGUAAAAAUAACCAAAGAUCUGAAGACAGGACUCCUGAAGCCAGCUAUGUCUUUAGAGACUUGGCGGAAAUAUGUCUCCACUCCGCUGGUUGCUUUCAGUGCACUUUAACACAUUCAAAUAACCGUGUGGCAAUAAACAGCCACGUUUCGCAUCCACUUUUCGGGAUUUUGUUUAGCAUUCUGAGCACUUGGACAAGCCGUUUUAAUUGCUUUGUAACGAACCCAAAGUAACCUGUGGACAGGCAUUUGCAAAGAAGUUCGGCGAAAUUUGAGGUCUUACAAAGGGGUUGGGUGAGAACAACAAAUCCACUCCCCUAAGGCUGGUGUUCUCAGGGGCUGGGCUUACCUCAGGCCAGUUCCCACCAGAAAGCCCACCCUUCUCCGAGCACUUUUUCAUGCCUUGUAAUGGAGACUUCAAGUGUGCACAGGCAGCGAUUGGUGGAGUGUGCUUUGGCGGGAUUUCUUUGUGUGUGUACUUGUUAGGAUGCACUACUGGUACUAAAUGUUAAUGCAUAUUUAAUUUUCUUGGUGAGUUUUCACGAAAGACAUCGAAUGCUAAAUCCCACCCAAAUCUAAGGUUCCUUCCAGCUUUAAGAUUUUCCGCCUGCCCAAGCCAUCAGGCCGAUCAGCGACUGUUACCGCUAUGGAAUAACAAACAGACGCUUGCGAAGUCUCUUAACUCUUUGGCCCUGAGAUAGUUAAUGGAGAGUGCCUCUCGGCUGCCGCUGCUGGGAUGGAGUGGGGCGGGGGCGCAGUGGGGAGGUUGUUGAGCGGUGUAACUGACUAAGUGUCCUGACACACAGUGACCAGGUGGGAAGUGACAGCACACAGUCCUCCCAUCCCUGCGGGGGACGGUCCAGCCCGCCCUGCGCGGAGGGAGUGGACCUCCGCUAGCAACGGGUGUGGCGGGCGGACGCUGGAGAGGCCCUUGUGGGGGCAGGUCUUUUCCAAGAGCAGCCGGUUGAUAAAGGCUGCCCUGAGAGGCACCGCUUCAGAGUGGGCGCGCUGCAAAGACGAGAUGCAUUGUCCCCAGAGAGGAGCAGAUCCUGCCUUGGCGGUCAGAAGAGAUUGCGGGUCGGGAGCAGUCAGAACCAGAUGGUGAUAAUUAUGCUUCUCGCCUCAUCCUGGUAGCCUGACCUUGACUCCUGACUUCCAUGAUCCCUUCACAACUGCAAGUCAUUCUCAUACAAAAUUUGAGUUUACCUAGUCUGCACCUUUGAGAGUUUUGGAACAAUAUGCAAGUUCAAGUCACCAUCGUGUUGUCUUGCUGACUAUCUCAUGUGACAAGACCGACAUUUGGGUUGCUUGCUUCUACUCUUAUUCUUCUGCCUGUUGUUCCCUCUGCAGCCAUCGAUCACACACAUAUAUAAUCAUACAAACAGUGUUUUGCCCUUUUUAUUUGUCAUGUGGAUGUUGUCAUUUGCUUCUUAUAUAUUACAAAUUAGUGUUGUGUACCGCUCGCUCAGUGAUAUAAAAAUGUCAAUAAUUGCAAAUUUGUGUAAGUUUGGGUAAGAAUGGCAUCCAAGCAAAAAAGCAAGAAGGUGGAAUGAUAGAAUUGCAAGAAGAGUGAAGAGGACAAGAAAGGUGUUGUCUAUAGCAAACAAAAUGAGAGUUCUUGAAAUGCUUGAUAAUGGUGAAACCAAGACCUCUGUAGGGUGUUUUUUUGGUUUUAAUGAAUCUACAAUUCAUACAGUAGAGAAAAAUGAGAGAGCUAUUAGGGCCAGUGCAUCAAGGGGCACACCAGAAUCACUGAGAAAAUCAUACAUAACUUGAAAUGCCAAAUAGAGAAAAUGGAAAAACAUUUGCAUGUGUGGCUUCUAAAACAGAGAAGGCUGAAUAGCCUCUCUCUGUAUGUAUAAUCCACCAGCGAGCAUCACAAAAAUGCAAGUUUAAAUUUCAAUCUGGAUGAAAAGUUAUAAUGUUCAUUGCAAGUAAUAGGUGGUUGGAUAGGUUUCAAAAGUGCUGUGGUCUGUAUGAAAAGGAGUGGCUGGCAGAGGAAGCAGAUUGUGAAGCUGCUGCAGAGUAUCCUGAAUACCUGAAGAAACUGAUGGAGGGAAAUGGCCACCUGCCUGAAGAGGUCUUUAAGGCUGAUGAAACAGUCCUGUUCUGGAAGCACAUGCCUACUUGCACAUCUAUUGCAAAGGAUGAGAAAAAGACCAGAGGCUUCAAGCCUGGAAAAGACAAGCUCAAAAUUCUACUUUGUUCCAAUGUUUCUGGUGACUUUCUGAUUAAAUCUAUGUUGCUUCACAGAUUCCAAAAUUCUUGCCCUCUGAAAAGAGAAUGCCAGAAACACUUUUCUGUUUAUAUGAAGGGAAACCAUAAAAUAUGGAUCACUGAGAAACACUUUUUGGACUGGUUUUUAAAGUGUUUUAUUUCUGAGGUUAAACAAUAUUUAAACCAAAAAAAUCUUCAAUUCAAAGUGUUGCAGAUUCUGAAUACUACUCUCACUGACAAAAGUGUGAUAGUAAACGCCAAUCCUUGUGUUAAGGUCAUCUCCAUUCCCCCCAGUACAAAUCCUCUCCUUCAACUCAUGCAUCUGAGAGUGCCAAAAAUGUUCAUGAUGUACUAUACUCGGAGUAUUUUUGACUACCUUGCAGAUUUUAUGAAGGAGACACCAGAAAUUAUGGUGAAAGUAGCUUGGCAAAAUUUCUCCAUUUGUAACACUUUAACGAUAGUAGAAGAAUCAGUGAGAGAAAUAAAACAAUCAACCCUUAAUGGAGGCUGGCAGAAACUUUGGAAUGAGGUUGUAACUAAUUCUAGAAGUUUCCUUCCAGUAGUAGAAGAAAUUGAAAAUGUUGUAGCAUUCGCAAAAUGUUUGAGUGGUGGAGGAUUUGAAGACAUUAAAUUAAAUGACAUUGCUGAACUGUUAGAUUCUCACCCUCAGCAGAUAGUUGAGAAAUACUUCAGAGAUGUGAUCACAGCAAAAGUUGAUAAAAGAGGUCAGCAGAGGUUAACAUCCAGAACUCGAAGAAUGUUGAAGCACUCACUCUGCAAAUCAAAUUGCCGUGAUGAUUCAGAGGAAAGAGAUCCUUUGGUGGAAUAUUUAUUGACCUUCAGGCAAGGCUUAAAUGAUUACCUCCAACUCUAUAAAGCAGUAAGAAGAAUCCUUCAAACAAGGCCAAUAAGUCUUUUCUCUCUGCUUGCUUCAACAGGGGAAAAGAGGCUGGACCAUCGGGCCGUGUGUCGUUCAAACCCAUUUCGCACAAGCAGGCAGAAAGGCUGCAUACAGAUAGUUGAACCUUGGGAUUCAGAGUUCGACAGCUCUGAUGAUGUGGUGAUCCAUAUGCUGGAGGAUGAAAGUGGAGCAGAAGACUGACCUUACUUGUCUCCAGACAAAAUCCAACUUUCUCAAUUCUUUCUCUAUCACUGUAGUGAUGACCGACAUUUUCAUUGAUGCAUGAUUGUCCUCACCUUGAGAUCAGAGAGAAAGAGAAAUCAAUUGCCCAGUAAUCACUAUUGCUAAUGUAAUGCUAGUAAAAUGCCAUCAAGAUUCACAUUGCUUAGUGUUUUAUUUCAGUGAACAAACCAGUUGUCUGGGCUUUCACAAUAGUCCCUUCCCUGCUCCAGUUUUCCCCCAAAGCUAACAAAUUCCUCCAACACAAAUUCCCCUACAAUGAGGGUUUCAGGAACUCAACUCUAGUGCCUAGGGAGGGGCAGCUCUACUUGGUUGGACAGUUUGAUUUUGUAUUCUUGAUCCUGAACUUUACUUUAAAUCUUGUUAAGCCUAAUUUGCUAUCUCAACAGAAAGGAUCUAACCCCUCUCCUUUUAACUAGUUUGGUAUCAGUUAAUUUGUUUUGCAGCAAUUGUAUAAUGCAGCUAUUGGUUGAUUCUGAAAGGCAGUACAUUUACAAUGGAUUCCUGGAUUUACUUUGGUACCUAAUCAAGGAGAAGCUGCUAGAGUUCAUUUCCAUAGAUCUUUGUUCUCAUCUCUCUUCUUCCCAGUGAUGAACAGUUGACUAUCCUCCAGAAAAGGGAUACUGAUACUUCCUCUUCCAUAAAGGUGGUGGAAAUCCAGUAAUUUUGCCCCAAGCCUGGAGGUCUGAAUGAUAGGCAACCUAUAUCUGAGUUUGAAGUGAUCAGAGAAAAGGAAAAAAUAAUACAAACGUUAAAAGGCCUUGCUUGCAUAGUUACACUUGAGAUGAUAGACAUUCCUUGGCAAAUUUAAAAGAGGCAGAUGAAAGCGGAAAAUCCACUAUAGGGUGCUGUGGAUCUAGUGCCUCGCCAUGGUGCCAGAGGAGAUCACGUUCUUGAUCUAAGCCACAGUGAUUUUCAACACCGACUGCACAUCAAAAUCGUGCUGGAGAGUCUUGAAAUGGAGAUUUCUGGGACCUGCCCCUAGACAUGUUGAACCAGGGAUGGGCCAGCAUCUGUAUAUUGUGAAAGCUUGCCAAGUCAUUUUCAUACAACCUUGGUUGUAAACCACUGUUCCAAGUCUAUAACAGAAUUAUAAUAGAAAAUAUAAUACAAACGGCAGUGGGCCCAGGAACUAGGAAACCUUGAUUCCAAGUUUCUGUUCUGCCACUAGUUCAAUGGAUGGUCUUAUUCAAAUCACCCUACUCUUUCCUUAUCUGUCAAAUGAGAGGAUAGGACCACUUGGUCUCUAAGCUGCUUUUAUCUCUGAUAUUGUUAUCUUGAGAGAAAGGGGCAUCAAUCUCAUUGGUUGAUUUGGAGAGUACCUCCAAGGUGAGUAGUAGUAUUACUCUAUUGUGUUCUUGUUAUUUUAAAAAUUAUGUUUGUGGUUCAGGCUUUUACCACGUUUUAGUCCCUCCCAGAAAAGAGAGUUAGGCAUAGAUGCCAUAGAAAAAAAGGGAAACAAACAGCACCAGCUUCCUGAAAAGAAAAAUCAAGCAUACCUUCUGUGAGUUUCUUUUGAUGUGAUAACUGCUGUUUUUCUUCUGAGUUAGAGGGUUUGGGGAAAAUAAUAACGCAUCAAUGUUGUAAAACAUUUUAACAUUUUGUAUCUGUUGUUUCCAUAAACCAAACCAGAGGACUCUGUAUGGUUACUCUUACAAGGUUCCAUGGAUAAUUGGCAUAUAUUUAAUCAUGUCUAGAGGUAAAUAUUUUUAAGUCAAUGAUUGUUUGACGAGUAUAAUCAGUGGUUCCAUAUGCCUUUAAAGAAAGUGCCUUCCUGAUAAUUUAACCAUUCAUUAAGGUUAAUGCCUUGGCAAUUUUCUCUCUUAAUUUGAGCAGGAUUAGAGAAAUCAAAGUUUAAAUUGAAUAGCAUCAACCAGGAACUAUUACUAUUAAAUAGUACAAUGGGAAACUGUCUAGUGUAUGAUUUUAGUUUUCAUAGGAAUGCCUAAGCCAUUUGAAAUAAAAUAUUGGUAUAAAUCUAAUUCUUGUUUAAGGCAAUAUCCAGUUAAAAUAAUCUAAGAAGUAUCAUUGAUGAAGGUAAAAGAUAGAACAUUUUAAUAUGGUUGAGUUUAACAAGUCAGCAGAACUUAUAGGAGGACGUGAAAGUUGGUAUAGGCUAAGUGGUAGAAAUAGAAGUUAAUGACAACACUGCCAUGUAAAUGGGUGUUUCUUUUUUCUUUUUUAAGUUAAGAAUAGUCCCCAAAAUUGAAAAUCUUGAAAUUUACUAUAUUUUAUGCAGUUUGAGGGGAAAGAAUCUUUCUGUUGUCAAAUGGUUCAGGUAAAUUCUUGUGUUCGUUAUUAUGAAGUGCAUGGAAAUUUCCUUCUUUACAGAUGUAUUUAAUCACUGGCAAAAAGAAAAAGAGGGUGAGGAGAAAGGGCAGCCCAGGUUGCUGAAAUUUGUAGAAAAUAUUAGAAAACUGGCAUUACAUUUAAAAAGAGCCUUUUAUUUGUUUAAAACCUUUUAAGUUCAAAAUGCAGAGAAGGCUCUUUUAAACUACACAUUUGGAUUACAUAGCUGCCACCACCUGAAUGCUAAUAAAGGGCUUCUACAGCAUGUAUAGUCUAAAAGAGUGUGUGAACCAUGUUUGUGCUGUGAAAUACAUUGAUCUUUGAACUUUACAUAGUAUUAUCUUUUAAUGGUGGUGUGUUAUGGUUGUUUAUCUAAGAAUUCGGAAAUAAAUAUGAUGUGCUAUGAACAGAGUGUAUAUGUUCCUGGGAACCAUGAAAUCAAAUAGAAAAUAAAUGAAAGGCUAAAUAGUACUUUCAUUAACAUGGAUAACAAAUAUUGAGAAAUUAAAUAUGAAUCUAGUAUGCUUGAGAUACUGCACUUCAUCUCUCUUGCAUUACUACACAAAGCCGAAGCUAUAGCUAACCCAUCAUUGCAAAAACCUAGAGUUGGCUCUUGAUUAAUUGGCAGUAGUAUGAUGAGUACCAUAAUGAGAAGAUGAGACUUAGAAUGAAGGCUUCGUCACUGGUUUCUCAUCUGCCCUGGGCUUGGGACUGCCUCUCCUUGGGUGUGUGGUGCUUAGUCCUGGCAGGAUAACCCUUGGGCUAUUGGGGUGUGCGAAGUCAGCACGAGGACCGGUUUUCAAUCCAGUCCCUGCCAAUUGCCAGCUAUAUGACUGUGGGCAUGUUUUUAGCCAUUUUGGACUUGGGUUUCUGAUCUGUAAAACGGGGUCAAAAAUACCUGCACUAUAGGAUUGCUAUGAGAUUAUAUGAAAUGCUUAGUACAGUGCCUGGCACAUAGUAAGCGCUCAAUAAAUUGUUGCUAUUAUUAUUAUUAUAACAUGAAUAAGCAUUAUAGAACUAGAAUAUGAUAGUUUACUCCUGUCUUUGCAAAAUUUUAAUAUUUUGAUAUUUUACCUAAUUUCCCUCGAAAUAAGGUAUGCAUGAUGGUUUUAAGAAGAGAGAAGGAAUAAAAUUGCUUUUUAAUAUUUUUCUUUGCUUGUGAGAGAUACCUAAAACAAUAAUUCCUAUGUCCCUAUGUUACUCCUUGACCUGCAGUGAUUCUAUAUGCUAUAUUUAUAGUCUGGUUAUCUUUGCAUAUUUAUUUAUAUAAUGAUUAGAUGUAAUGAUUUUUUUCACAUGGAUGUAUUCCUAUUCUCUAGAAAAUAAUCCAUCCACGUGGUUCCACUUUUAAGAUAAUUAAGUCACUCUGUGUUAAUAGGAGCUAAAGAUAAAGCUAUAUAGGACCUACUUUGCUUAACCCACCAAGUUAUCAGCUCAGCUGCCUUUGAGAGUAUUGGAUGUCUAAGUAAUCUUACUAAGUGAGGACAGUUCCUCAUAGCUAGCUUCUGAUCUUCUUUGUAUUUGAUGUAUUCUGUGAUGGCAUUCAAGAAGUUUAAAGCAGUGGUAUUCAGAAUGCUGAGUAUUCAUCAUAAGUCUAAUGCUGUGUCUGCUGAGCAACAAACUGCCACUUCCUUAAUUCAAGCCCCUACUACCACUUAACCUGAAUGAUUGUAGUGGCCUCAUAACUCACAUCCCAACCCCUUAAGUGUUUUCACCUGGAGUCUUUGGUGUUCUAGUAUAUAUAUCUAGUAGUCUUUGGUAUUUAGGACCUUGCUGCUUGACUAACAUUCCUUGUGCACAAUUCUGAUUCUGGUAGUUCCUUAUUCAAAACUCUUUAGUGACUGCCCAUUGUCUAUAUUUUCCACUACUUAACCUUUAAAUCAUGGCCCAGGCCCAGUGUAGCUCAAUCAGCUUUGUCUGCAUGUUCUCCUUCAUGCAGUGUAUGUGAUAGUCCUUGUCUUCCUCAGCCCUAUGUGACUAAGUACUAAGGACCUUCAGCUUACAGCUCGACCUUGAUCUCUUAAGCUUGUCACUUAAGCUCUGGUGGGUAAGAUCAGAAAUUAGACUUAUUACCUGAAGCCAGAGUCCCUGAGAUGAGCCCACCAAACGAUAGUUUCCUUCCUGUUCUGCUCCAUCAUUGCAGACACCUAGAAUUAGCUCUUGAUUAGUUAGCACUGGUAUGAUGACUGCCAUAAUGAUAAGAACAUGGGACUUAGAGUGAGGGUUUUGCCAUUGACUUCUUGUCUGUCCUGGGCUGGGGAUUCUCUCUCUCUUUGGUUGAGUGGUGCUUAGUCCUGGCAGGAAAACCUCAGUCUGUAAGGGUGAGUUUCUUCUUUAAUUUUAUUCUUAAGCUUCCAGCCUACUAAAUUAGGGCAUUCUCACUGAACUCUAGCCCCCUUGGCUGGGGCCCUGAAUACUGUCCCCUUAAUUUUUGCUCUGAAUACAGAUCUUCUUCUUUGGGCCCCUGAAACAAUUAAGUAGAGAUAUAAACUCCAUUCUUAGGUUCUUAUCAUCCUCAACUCCUGUAUCAUCACAUACAUAAUAUCUUUAUUUGCCACUGGGCUUCAAAUUGUUCUAUCCAUUCUCUUGCAUAUGAAUGCUAGCCUGGAAUGUACUUAAGUUUACCAUACCCCAGAUUUGGCAUGUAGAGCUGGGCCUGGCAAUAUAAGGCCCUUGGGCUAAAUCUAGCCCAACUAUUUUUUUAAAAAAUAAAGUUUUAUUGCAACACGGCCAUGCCCACUCAUUUACGUAUUGUCUGUGGCAGUAUUGUCAAUGGCAGAGUUGAGUAGUUGUCACAGAAACUGUAUGGCCGGCAAAAUCUUAAAUAUUUACUGUCUGAUUCUUUACAGAAAACCUUUGCUGACCUCUGAUCUAAAGCCAAGUAGUUCCCCUAGCUUUUUAUAUUGCUUAUUCUUUGAUAAUUCCUCAUUCCCAUCCUGUCAACCAAUACAGACCCCAAAGGCCAGUUCAUUAAGACUACGAAGAUAAGUUCCAACCCAUUCAAACUUCUUGCUUUUACUUGAAUUUCCCUGCUUCCUCUUUGUUAUCUUCCUAAGAUGUCCUUUCCCUGUGUUUUGCUUCUUAGCGAAAGAGACGCUGUAGAGUAGCCUUAUGAUAUGUCUUUUAAUGUCAUAUCAUGUCGUAAUAUGAAAGUCUUUCAACAUUGCCAAUAUCUUUCAACACAACCUUCCAAUAGUUCCAAGAUUAGGCUUUUCAGUUCUUUACUGUCUCUAACAUCAGGUAUUCUGAGCUCCAUAGCGUCCAAUACCUCCAGUUGCCAGAUCUUCUAAAUAUUACAACAUCCAUGGCUUCCACUCUCUGGCCUAUAGCAUCUCCAAUGCCAGUGUUUUCUAAUCUCCUCAAUAUUGGGGUCAUUAAAAGUUUAGCUCUUCUAAUAUCUUCAAUAAUCAUUUUUUAAGUUGUAGGUCUUGUCUUUCAGGGUUCAGAGUUCUAACUUCUAAUUAUUCUAUGUUCCCAAUCCUCCAAUGUCUCCUAUAUAUAGGUCUUCUAGAGUCUAUGUGUUUCAUUAUGUCUAAGUCUAGCUCCAAUAUCUUCUAGCACUUACAUCAUUCGGUUCCUACAACUUUUAGUGUCUCCUAAAGCCUGAUUUUACAAUGUCUUCUUAUCACCAGUUCCUCCAAUGUCCAAGUCAAUAUCUUUAAGAACCUGGUCUUUCAACAUUCAGGUGUUCUAACAUCCCCAAUGUCUGAAUGACUAGGUCUCUUAAUGUCCUGAUCUCUUAGUGUCCAGGUCUAAAGUCCGGGGCUGCCAACAGCCUUGACUUUCAGCAUCAUGAAAAUUACAUCUUCCAAAUUCUAUGCAUUUUAACAUGAAUAUGUCAAUAUCCAGGUUUUCUAAUGUCUCCCAAUAUCCAAGGCAUCUGAUUUUAGGAUUUCUAAAUACCUAGAUCUUCUAUUGUCCAUAUCUUCCAAUGUUUAGGGAUUCCAAGUUACAGGACUUGCAAUGUCUUUAGUGUUCAGUGUUUCCAGUAUCUAUGGCUUCCAAUAUCCAUGAAUUCUAACAUUCAGGGCCUCCAAUGUCUCCAAUGUCCAGAAUAACCAAUGUCAUCAAAAUUCAAGGCUUCCAAUGUCUCCAACAUCCUGUGCUUCCAAUGUCUCCAAUGUCCAGGGUUUCGACUGGUGCCAGUGUCAAGGUCUUCCUACAACACCAGGUCUUCCAGAAACUCCAAGUCUUCCAACUAAUUUCAAGCCUUCCAACAACAUCAAGGUCUUCCAGAAGAUCUACGUCUUCCAGACAAUUCACGUCUUCCAGACAAUCCAUGGCUUCCAGUAAAUCCAGUCUUCCAGCAAUUACGGGUCUUCCACAAAAUCCAUAUCUUCCAGGAAAAUCCAUGUCUUCCAGAAAAAUCCAUGUCUUCCAAUGGUUUCAAGGUCUUCCAGACAAUCCACGUCUUCCAACAAUUUCAAGGUCUUCCGGCUAAUCCACGUCUUCCAGAAAAAUCUGUCUUCCGCCAAAUCCAAGUCUUCCAGUCAAUCCAGGUCUUCCAGCUAAUUUAUGUCUUCCAGAAAGAAAUCCAGGUCUUCCACUCAGUCUGUGUCUUCCAGGAACAUCUACGUCUUCCACCAAAUCCAGAUCUUCCACCAAAUCCAGUCUUCCAGCCAAUCCACGUCUUCCAGAGAAAAUCUAUGUCUUCCACUAAGUCCAGGUCUUCCGAUAAUGCCACGUCUUCCAGAAAAUUCGUGUCUUCCACUAAAUCCAAGUCUUCCAGCAAAUAUAUGUCUUCCAGAAAAUCCAUGUCUUCCAGUAACCUCCAGGUCUUCCAGCAAAUCUACGUCUUCCAAACAACCCAGGUCUUCCAGACAAUUUGGGUCUUCCUGAAAAUCCACGUCUUCCAGAAAACCCAUGUCUUCCAGGAAAUCCAUGUCUUCCAACGACCUCCAGGUCUUCCAGCCUAUCCAAGUCUUCCAGAAAAUUCAUGUCUUCCAGAAAAUUCAUGGCUUCCAGAAAAUCCAUGUCUUCCAGGAAAUCUAUGUCUUCCAGCAAACCCUUGUCUUCCAACAAAGCUGUGUCUUCCAUCAAAUUCAUGUCUUCCAGCCUACCCAGGUCUUCCAACAAAAUUACGUCUUCCUGAAAAUCCAUGUCUUCCAACAAAGCCACGUCUUCCAGAAAAUCCACGUCUUCUAGCUAAGCCACGUCUUCCAGAAAAUCCACGUCUUCCUACACCUCCAGGUCUUCCAGCAUCUCCAGGGCUUCCAGCAUCUGCUCGUCUUCCAGCAUCUCCACGUCUUCCAGCGUCUCUGCGUCUUCCAGCAUCUCCAUGUCUUCCGACAGCUACCCAGUCUUCCAAGAGCGGGCUCAAUACCCACGUCUUCCAACGUCUCCAGUGUACCGGUCUUCUAACAUUCAGAUCUUCCAGUGUCUACGAUAUCCAGGAUCCACCUGCUUCUUCAAAUAUCACUGACUUCCUGGAUUCCUGACCACUGCCUUGUGUCCGACUAAUGGUAACUACAACUCCUUAACUCCCAGCAUGCUGACCUAGAGAACUACUUGGUUCUCCAAGUCUCAGCUUCUAUCAGGUGCUUCCAGCAACAUUGCUACCCGUGCCUCUGGCUGGCAUGACAAGCAUUACAGCUACAUAAUGAAAUUAUGGUUAGGCAAGGAAUCUCUGAAGAUUUAGAAUCAUCUACAUGGUAAUAUGAAUUAAUAAUAAUAAUAGAAAUACCUUCCAAAUGUCAAAUUAUUUAGUUUACAAAGUACUGUCACUUCAUUCAUUCAUUCAUUCAACAAAUAUUUAUUGAGUGCCAACUGUGCGCCAGGUAUAUUUUAAUGGAGAUUAAAAUAAUCUGGGGGAAACAGACAAUGUACAAAUAAUUGAACAAUUAUUUAUCAGUUGUUGUAAGGCUAUGAAGGAAAAGUAAGUAUAGGAUGCUAUGAGAAUCUGGAAAGUUAAGGAAAGAAUUCCUGAGGAAGUAACAUUUAUGGUGACUGAAGGAUCUAUUUUCUCAUUUGAUUAGUACAAUAACCUUGUGACUUAGAUAAGACGUAUGUUUUUAUAUCAAUUUUACCUAAUCAGAGGUUAAACAGAAAGUACUAAAGAUAGUCAUGGGAUCCACAUAUUUUGACUUCAUUUUUUUCUUCUACUCUAUGCUGCCUUAAAAUAUAAAUAUAUAGUAAGUACAGUUUUCACAAUAUAUAUCAAGGGUUAUAAAAAUGUUGGUACUCUGACAGUGUUUCACUUCAAUGAAUCUACUCAAGGAAAUUAUCUAAAAUGUGGAUAGUUCAUGCACAAAGAUGUUCUUCACAUAGUUAUUUGGUAUAGUGAAAAACAGAAAAACCUCAAGGAUUUAACUCUAAGGGCAUGAUUAAGUAAAUGUGCUAUUUCCAUGUGAUGGAAUAUUCUGCCAUUAAAAUAUUUAUCGUGUGUUCAUAUUAUAUAAUGUUAAGUGAAAGAUCAGCAUACAAGAUUAUAUAAAGUGUGUUUGCAAUUAUUUUAAAUAUAUUUAAUCAGAGACAAAUGACUAGAAAUAAAUACAUUGGAGAUUGUGAACUACUUACCUUUAGGUGGGUAAGAUCAUAUGUGAUUUUUGUUUACUUCUUUAUGUUCUUUUCCAAAGUUCUUACAGUGUGAGAGUAUUUUAUAUUCAGGAAAAAUAUUUAAACAAUUGUGCAUAAAAAUUCAUUAUUUAUUUAUCUUUUUAUUUUACAUGUAAUCAAGUUUACUGUUGAAAUACUUCAAAAUAUAAGUAUGCAAAGUGAAAAAAUUAAAAUCUCAAAUAAACUCAAUACUCAGA